Closterium sp. Naga37s-1 is the source of this 648-nucleotide messenger RNA. NCBI's taxonomy places the organism in Eukaryota, Viridiplantae, Streptophyta, Zygnematophyceae, Desmidiales, Closteriaceae. The record is from the annotation of a GenBank genome assembly.
AUGCCUGAGGGUACUGUGUCUGGAGGUGCUGAGCCUGCACGUGCUGAGUCUGGAGGUGCUCUAGGUGUCCCGUCGCGGCGGGAGCCUCUCUCUCCACAGCAGCUUCGUGAGUGGUACUCUCGGCGCUGUCGAGGUGCUGCUGGUGCUGGUACUGCUGGAGCUGCUGGAGGUGCUGCUGGAGCUGCUGGAGGUGUUGCGGGUGCUGGUGUUGCUGCUGCUGGAGCUGCUGGAGGUGCUGCUAGUGCCGGGGGUGCUGCUGGAGCUUCUGGUGGUGAUGCUGGUGCUGGAGGUGCUGCUGGUGCUGGAGGUGCUGCUGGUGCUGGAGCUGCUGGAGGUGCAGUUGGUGCUGGAGCUACUGGAGGUGCUGCUGGUGCUGGAGCUGCUGGACCUGCUGGAGGUACUGCUAGAGCUGCUGGCGGUGCUGCUGGUACUGGAGGUGCUGCUGGUGCUGGAGCUGCUGGAGCUGCUGGAGGUGCUGCUGGUGCUGGAGCUGCUGGAGGUGCUGCUCGGACUGGAGACCCUGGGGCUGAGGGUACUGGUCCUGUCCUGUUUCUGGAGGCGCUGCGCGGCCGCGGCCGUACUACGUUCCGCUCCUUCAGCAGGUUCUUGGCUCCCCGCCUUCUCCUGGUCCUCCUCCUCCUUCCCUGA